CUCGGUGAAUUGCUCUUCGAUACCGAUGCAGAAUCCGUGAUCAGUACGCAGCAGUUGCUCAUGCUGGGCAUGCUUUCCGUAUUGGUUGUCUGCUGCAUCGUCCUCUACACCUUGUCGAAAGAAGAGAAGAAAAAGGGCGCGAAAAAAGAGGUGGAAAUGACCGACCACGUCGCGUCGCCAGCUGGCCUUGAGGACAAAGCGGACCAUCUGGAUCAAGUGCUUGGCUAUCCGUCUUCUUUGACAGGACAAGAGCAUCUUAAGGCCUCAGCUAUAAAUAUUUAUACUUAUAAUGAAAAUCCAUCUUUAAAUAUACAUUUAUACUUAUAAAGCAAAUAAGAUUCUUGACUAUCUAAGGAUCAACAACUUAUACUUAUAAAAAUAUCCAUCUUUGAAUAGAGAUCCAUCUAAAAAGAUUGACUAUUCCACUAUCGUCUAGAACAACUGCAUUAUAAAAAUCCAUCUUUGAAGAUGACCUCCUCCGCAUCUGUAGUAUUCAGCUGUUUUCAAACAGAGAAAAUGAAAAAUUAUAGAAAAGGAGGAUCUAGCGCUAGGCACAUUCAUUCAUUCAUCAAGAGGAGAAAGAUGGAUUGGAGUGUGAGUUCUAAGCAUCAGGCGUCCUAUCUUCGUGUCUCUGGUGCUCAAGUAGACCGAUACCAGGCAGCUGCUGCCGGUGGAGAUGGAGGAGAGAGCAUGAUCUUCGAUGCAGAAAGUGUUGACUUGUUGGACAUAGAAGGUGGUGGAGGUGAGGGUAUUGACAAAUGAUGAAGAUAGGGAUGAUGAUCACUUUGUGGUCCUUCUUGACGAGUUGGUGGAGAACUUAUCUCAUUUGUGUAGGAAAAUUGCAAGUAUUGUAGUAAGUGGGAGCAUUUACUGUAACUUCUUGGUCCCAUACUGAGUAGUUCUAAUUCUUUGAAGGGCAAAUUGAUUAUUAUUUUCUACUAGACGGGCUUCUUAUUCAUUCUCCUGCUACUGCUAGUCGUAUUCAACGACGGGUCAUGUUACCUAGAGUACUAACGUUUAACAGAGGAUAAAUGAGUUGCUAGUUGUUUUACGCCUCCCCCCCUGUUGUUUUACGCCUGCUAAUCCUCCCUUAGAUAUUCAUUAUACCUUGAUGAAGUUGACUUGGAAAUUUAUACAAAAUUGUUUGAGACUUUUAAGAGACGAGUGGUUUAGGAGGUUUGUUGGCCCAAGAAAAGAACGUGCAUCAAAAUAUACGACAUGAGUUACCAUCAACAUCAAAAACGACAAAAACCAAAAAAAAUGAGUAUUAUGAAGCUUCGCAAAAAAAUCAAAAAUGUUAUUCAAAUUUACGUAUACGACCUAUACUGGCGAGCAGUAUAAUUUUCGAAAGAAUAAAUAAUUUCAAUUAUUUUUCGCAAUCACAAAACGCACAUCAUUGCUAAAAUGAUGAAAUAGGUACGGAAAAUGUGCCUUCAAAAAUCAAAAAAUCUUAUUCGCAAAUCAUAAACAACCAAAAUUUUUAGUCGUGCCGAGAAGGCAGAGGCACAUUAGGACUGCAAAAUAUAAAUAAAUGUAUUUUUCGCAAUCAUAAUAGAAACAUCUGAAGACGAUAAGAACGAUGUAAAAAUGUAGCAAUAUCCAUCGAGGAGCGUCAAAAGGACGCUCCCACUUCCAACACGAUAACUAGAACGGCUAGCUCCAGUUCACCAUGCACCUACUUAAACCAAAAAACAUUAUAAGAUAUUAGACGAGGACAAGGAAAAAUGCAAAAAUCAAGGUGUUUUUUUGGAAGUCAUCUUAGGUGAAGUCAAACAACUAGACGUAGACCACAGGAGGCAAUAUCUUAAUAAAAAUGUCUCGACGACGAGAUCUUCAAUCUUGAAGUUCUUGAUACUAAACUAUAACCGCCCUGGUAUCUCAGUUGCAAUUUUUCUAGUACUAGAUUCAUGUUAGUUGGGUAGGCUGUACUAGAUUCGUUUUAAUAGUUGGGUAGCAUCGUGGCGCUGGCUGCUUGAGGGAUAUUAGAGGACGUAGCUCCAACUUACUACAACAACAAUUAUCAGAAUGAAUGUGCCACGACUAGAGGGGAGAUGACUAAGAAAAUUUUCGAAUUCGACUAACACUAGGGUAGUUGUUCACAUAUUCGCCUGAGGCUGCAGGUCAAGAAGCUGUGGACGGCGAGUCAAAGUCAAUUCCUAUCCGAUCCUAGGGAGUGGCUACCAAGUUAGCAUUGGAGGGCGGGGGACUAUAAAAAGAAAGAUCGUGCAUACAUCUGUUCACAAUGAAAUAUUCCUGUUGUACGCCAUACAACGGAGUAUGUCCAUGUCGGGAAGAUGAACACUUCUCUUCUUCCUGAAUCUGAAUCUGGAGAAGAUCAUUGUCACCAAAAGCAUUACUUUUUUAUGGGGAAGAAGGGGAUGUUGAAGAUUGUCGAGAAUGACCACACGGC
This is a messenger RNA of Amoebophrya sp. A25, 2410 nucleotides long. Lineage: Eukaryota; Dinophyceae; Syndiniales; Amoebophryaceae. The record is from the annotation of a GenBank genome assembly.